CUGCUCUAUUUUAAUAACUACUGGACCAGUAACCUUCAAAGAAACCACCGAAGGUGCGCUGUUCGUAGAUGCCAUCAGUAAACUCAAAGCCAAAGGUGGUCGAGAUUGUCCUGAGCUAACAAUGAAGGGAAUCCUAGAUGCAAUGUAUUAGGGACCUGAUUGGGGAUCACCGCUGUACGUAUUUACCGAUGCUUCAGCCAAAGAUGCCACUCCAGAAAACAUCGCAGAAGUCAAAUCAAUGGCCAAGUAUUUGGGAGUUACGAUCAAUUUUUUCACAACAGGUCAAUGUAGCGGGUCAAGUGUGACGGACAGUCCUUUCAUGCAAAUAGCUGAAGCCACUUCCGGUUAAAUGCUCAGUCUCACCAGUACGACAGAGCUAAAAAAUCUCAACGGCUUUACCGGAAGUGUUCUUGGAGGAUCCAAUAUCAUCAGCUCUGGGUCAAAUAUUUCCAACCGCAAGAAGCGAGCAGCUUUGACAGCUAGUAGGUACAGCAUYAAGAUUGAUGACUCGAUAGGCAAGAUGUCUAUCUGUGUCACCACMGACCGUCCAAACCAAGGAGCAGCAAUCUCUCUGACAGAUUCUCAAGGAGUGACGAUUACAUCCGGGAAAGUCUCCAUGUCCAAGGUUUCGAUCUAUGAGAUUGCUAGUCCCAGAGUAGGGACCUGGACCCUAGUCAUUCCUCCAAGUGCUGGACUGCAUAAUUACUUUGUCAAGUCCACUAGUGACUCCAACAUCGACUUUGAAUACUACUUUUUGAGGACAAUUAGAAGACCUCCCUCUGAAGUCCCGAUACCAGAGCCACUGUUGGGGCGACCAAGUAAACUGGUCUUGACAGUAGCCGGUGCCGAGAAAAUCCGUAAGAACUCAGUUGUUUUAGAACUGAUCACAAAGUAUGGCAAACACAUCCAAGACAUCCAACUGACGCCUGACAGCAGAGGAGUGCGCUAUACAGCAACCUUCACCCCACCCUCCCGACCCUUCAAGCUAAAGAUCAAAGGUACCACAAAUAGUGGCAACCAGUUUGAGCGAGUCUCUCGUAACAUCGUAGAACCCAAGUCUAUUCAACUAAGAGUUUUACAUUCAAGCAAUGACUUUACUCUACGCAGAGGAACGAGCUCUACCGUCACAUUCCAUCUUUACAACGCUGCAAACGUAAACAAAGUGGUCAACAUACGAGUCAAAGAUCGUCUUGGAUAUGCCAGAGUUCAAGGGAAUGUUCGUACAGUUAGGAGAGGACGGGCAACCUUCUUUAGAAUAACCUUCACAACACCUGCUGGUGCUAAUAUCGGUACUAGUGAUACCGCUGUUGUAAGUCUUUCGGUUAAUAAUGGUGCUGAGAGACUAUCACAGCCUCUACAGCUCAUUGUAGUAGCGUAAAACUUCUUAAAACUUUUAUCCAUUACGAAAAACAUUGACCGAUUUGUUUCAGUAACAUUUAGUGGAUGGAAUCUUGUUCUUGUCAAUAAUAAUAAAGUACUUUGUUAUA
Molecule: messenger RNA, 1487 nt
Organism: Actinia tenebrosa (Australian red waratah sea anemone)
Lineage: Eukaryota; Metazoa; Cnidaria; Anthozoa; Actiniaria; Actiniidae
Source: RefSeq, a predicted model, not a curated record